This is a messenger RNA of Nomia melanderi (Alkali bee), 847 nucleotides long. Its product is annotated as venom allergen 3-like. The record is from RefSeq and is a predicted model, not a curated record. Lineage: Eukaryota; Metazoa; Arthropoda; Insecta; Hymenoptera; Halictidae. Gene Ontology annotation, cellular component: extracellular region.
AGCGUCGGCGCAGUGCAAUACGAAGAGGAACAGAGAAACGAAAGCAUGAAGGUGUUUCUGUGCAUGGUUCUCGCGGUCGCGUGUUUCGCGCCGCCGAGCAUCGCGAUCGAUUGUGGUAAUAACAGAUGCUCGCGGUCGGGCCGCCGUCAAACGUUGUGCAAGUAUCCGAAUUCGUCUCCAGCACCAAGCUGUGGUCAAGUGUUAGUGGUCGGUUUAACGGAUGCAGAAAGGAAGGGAAUCGUCAAUCUGCACAAUUUUCUACGACUAUACGUAGCUGCUGGUAAGGAAACGAGAGGAAAUCCUGGACCACAGCCUGCGGCUAGGAACAUGCAGACCAUGUCGUGGGACAGCGAGCUGGAGCAAGUGGCGCAGAGGUGGGCGAACCAAUGCAGCUUCGGUCACGACGAAUGCAGGGACGUUGAGCGUUAUGGUGUUGGACAAAAUGUUGCGCAGACUAGCACCACAGGUCAGCAAAACAGCAAGCCGACUGAUCUCGUCAUGAUGUGGUACAACGAGGUGAAGAACUUUGACAGGAACGAAGUGAACAGAUUAACGACCAACAACUUCUCUAAAGUGGGUCAUUACACUCAAUUAGUCUGGGCAAAUUCGAAUAAGAUCGGUUGCGGUAAGAUCAUUUUCAAGUCUGGUCAAUGGAACAACUUUUAUUUAGUCUGCAAUUACGGUCCCACUGGCAACUACAUCGGCCAACCGCUCUAUGAAAGAGCUUAGAGGUUUUCACUAUUCCGAAUCUGGCUCGUUGAACUUUAACCUCUCCUCGCGAGGGAUGCAAAUAAUGUAUAACAAAUCGUACAAGUAUUAAAUAAUCAAUUUUAUGAUCGUAAUAAGU